Molecule: messenger RNA, 1488 nt
Organism: Aplosporella prunicola CBS 121167
Lineage: Eukaryota; Fungi; Ascomycota; Dothideomycetes; Botryosphaeriales; Aplosporellaceae
Exons: 2
Source: RefSeq, a predicted model, not a curated record
CUCGCCCACAACUUUGCCCAGGCCACCUCGUACCCGCCCAUCACCAAGCACUCGCUGAGCGAACUCGACAUUGGCGCCAUCAUCAACAACCCCAAGCUGCGCCAUGACGUUAACUUUGACCGCGAACUCCACUUCAGGCCCAACUUUGACGGUGCCAAGGGCAAGUUCAAGCUCAAGACGGCCGAGGAGUACUGGAAUGCCCUCGCGGCCGAGCUGGACCUCUACGGCUUCCUGCUCAACGGUGCCACGACUCUCACCUCCAAGCAAGGGGCCUCCUGGUCGCGCAUCGUCCAGAUUGCGCAGAGGAGGAUACCGUUGAUGUUCGACGCCAUCAGGGAAAUCAUAAAGAGUUUGGUCCCGGAGAGAGAUCAGAGCAGGGUCGACGAACAACUCGACACCCCGAUGCUGAUGCAGCAGAUCAGUAAAGGCGUGUGCGACCUGCCCAGCGUAGCCAAGUGGCUUUCUCAUCUUUUGAAGGCUCACUGCGCUCCCGUCCGAGAUGAGUGGGUGGACAAGAUGGUCCAGCAGAUCGACGACGGCGCGCAGACUGGCAACGGGCGAUCUUUGGUUGGCGGCUUGAGGGAGCUCCUGGGAAUCCUCGAAGCCAUGAAACUGGAUGUUGCAAACCACCAAAUUCGCCAUCUCCGCGCUCUUUUGAUCGAAGACACUGUCAACUUUGAACAAAAGUAUCACUUGGAUCGGAUCUCUCGUCGUCGCAUCUUGGUUGAACGGUCACAAUGCUGGUUUGCUCAGCACGCAAUCACGUCUCGGGGCAUAUUGGCAGACCAGAGGGCCAAGGACCGGGGCUUGAGGGUGGUCGUCCGGGGCUUGCUCUCGCUAAUCACUUCUUCAGACCGACAGGGCUCGUUCCCAGAGACCUUUUACCUGGAUUUCGACCGGCUGCGCGUCCUUCGCGCCGAAUUCCGCGACCAGGUCUAUCUCGGUGUCUGCGUCGACACGUACAAGUCUCUUCUUCGCAGUCUGGGAUACAACGGAACGAUUUCAGGCCUAAGUCAACAGGCUCUCCGUGGUGCUAUUGCCGCCAUAGUCUCCGUUAGUGAGGCAACCGGCAGCAAUAACAACCAACACUGGCUCGUCAACUUGGACAACAUCGCCGUCGAGCUCGUCCGGCAAGCUCUCGCCCAGUGUGGAUCCGAUUCCGACUACGAUGGAGACCUUGUCGACAUCACUGUCACGAGGCUGAAGCAGCUCAUUCGCGCAGAUUAUGGCAUGGUUUUCCACGAACACGCUGGCAAGCUGAGAGAGGCUCUGAUGGCCCGUGUGCUCAAGGCCACCGAAUCUCUGAUCAACUCGUCGCCCGUUGACAUUUUCAAUGUCCUAAUUACCCAAGGUGGGAGCCCCGUGUGCCGCACCGCACCGGGCGACGUCGAAAUGCCGGGUACGGAGUACAUUGAAGACAUUGCGCGUCGCACCACGCACAUAGCCGUCCUGCACUGGCGCAUCUGGGGCCCCAUCGCCUACGCCCAG